Sitodiplosis mosellana (orange wheat blossom midge) is the source of this 1052-nucleotide messenger RNA. Its product is annotated as zinc finger MYM-type protein 5-like. The transcript has 3 exons. NCBI's taxonomy places the organism in Eukaryota, Metazoa, Arthropoda, Insecta, Diptera, Cecidomyiidae. The record is from RefSeq and is a predicted model, not a curated record. The annotation marks the transcript as partial.
CCGAAUAAAAUACCAUGAAUAAAAAACCAUCAGGGUAUGACUUCAAGAAAAGGCGCGAAGAGAAAGAAGCUAAAGAGGCUGAUUGCGUAAAAAAAACGCGGAAGCUCGAUUGUUAUUUUCGGAGCCAAGAUGCUAGCACCUUUGAGAAAAUACCAUCAGCAACUGAUAGCAAUGCGUCCGAUACAAAAGAUCUAUCAGAAGAGAUGGAAAGUGGUUUAUCAGAGGAAAAUGAAGCAACAGAAAAGAUGGAAGUCGAAGAAAUAUCGCCAUCUUUAGGUGCAUCGGUAUUGAUUGCAGAUUUGGAAAUUGAUAUAUCUGACGUGGCCAAUUUUCCAUCAACAUUGUCAGAGAAUCUGAGAACGCGUAUUAUUCAAACAGGCCCAAAUCAAAUUGAUAUGAAAUUUCCGAUUACGAAUGGGCGUACAUUUUCCUCAAAUUAUUAUUCUAAAACGCUCACGAACAACGAAAGAGUUAAACGGGAAUGGUUGAUUUAUUCAAGGCAGCUUGAUUCAGUUCAUUGUUUUUGCUGUUUACUUUUCAAUUCAAAUGCACAACUCAAUCCGUUCAACGCAAGUCAAGGCUUUUCAGAUUGGAGACAUUUGUCGCAAGCAAUUCAACGUCAUGACACUUCAGCAAGUCAUUUGGAUAAUUUCUGUAUUUGGAAGGAGCAAUUCAACAGAUUAUCGAAUAACACUACGAUUGAAUGUCAAUUGGAAAAGAGUUUGUUGGAUAGAAAGAAGCAAUUGAAGCAGGUGUUUGAACGAUUUGUUGCAAUGACAAUGUUUUUGGCACGACAAAAUAUUGCAUUUGCCGGAACGGACAAUACGAGUGGCAACUUUUAUGAACUGGCUCAAACUAUUGGUGAAUUUGAUUUGGUGAUGAAAAAUCAUUUAGAAAGUAGCUCUCGAAAUAAAUAUCUAGGCCCCGCAACACAGAAUGAACUCAUCACCAUCGUUGGAAAUAAAGUGCGACAACACAUAAUCGACCAAAUCAUUGAAAGCAAGUAUUAUUCGUUGAUUUUGGAUUGCACAUCAGAUGUUUUGGCUCGUACA